ACAUACUUUGCAUUUGCGAUAAGAAAAUUAGUGCAAAUAAAAGCAAAAGGAAAUGGCCUUUGUGCCCUUGGGCGAAUAUGAAGUGGACGCUUUCAUUAGGCCCGAUGUCCAAGUCUUGCGUGAUUGACUCUGACUCUGGCAGAUAUAUUUCCUGAAAGAUUAAGUUUACCUCAAACAAGAAUUUGAAUGGCGUUUCAAGAAAACAGAGCGAACCAAGUCGUGUGCACAGGGAUCUCCCAGAUUGUUCUGGGAUUUUGUGUCUUCGCCUUGAGUUUUGUUCUGAGCAACAGGAGCGAUGACCUUGGGAAGAUUUUUGAAACCGGUGUUACUUAUUGGGGAGCUGUUCCCAUCGUCGUCGCUGGAAGUUUUGGAAUAUUCGGGGGAAUAAGUGGCAAAUUCAUUGCGACAGGUGUUUUUUUCGCUGCUAGUGUCAUUUCGUGUAUCCUCGGAGCAAUCGUUGCCGCGUGCGUGGGAAUCACGCUGACUGCGCGGAGAUCAGCGGGUGAAUGUGAGCACGUACAAUGCCCGUAUGACACAGAAUCAACUCUGAUGAUCGCCUUAAUAAGCAUCUUGAUUCUGGAGUCUGCCAUUUCCCUGUCAGGCGUGAUAGAAUCAUCUCAGCUACUUUGCUGUGCUAUUUCGAGUGGCGAUCAACUGGCCAUUGUGUCACUAGGAACUCCGGAGCACGUGGACAGAAAAUCCAGACUCAGUCGUAAACGACAGUCAAGUAACCAAAGCGUUUAUUCUAUAGACUUCGAUGCGAUGGUAGGGAGCUCAAGCAUGUCACCAGUGAAAGACAACGGCUUUGGAAAUGGAAAACAAUUAGGAACUGUAGUGUGAUGCUUUAGAAGCUUGUUGUCUCAGCAAAUUUAAAAACUCUUCAUACCUCAGCACCUCAUCCGCAUAUUAAUUAAGUUUUACUCUAGGUUAUAGAGCAGAAUGUACCAACACGUUGACAGGAUCCGACCCAGUAUGGGGCCCUUCAUCAGCCGGGUUGGAAUCAAAGGAUACCUUCGCCUUUUAAUAAGCACCUUGGAGGUACUUGGCUGAUUUGAAAACUGACGAAAAGGCAAGGGAGAGUUCAUUCAAGAAAUAAGGAAGGUGCUUUUUAAGGUUUCCCCGGAUCUUGACUAGAUGUUAUCAUUUUGAGAGUUGUAGGACAGCAUUCGCGCAUAAAGACAACACGAAGCUCAUCCUAAAGUUUUAACAGCGGCACUUUUCAGCUGCUCUUUUUAUUCGUGAUCAGUUUCCCCAAACUUAACCCGUUGACAGACUGAAAGAAGGCUUUAAGUGUGACAUAUGCGUGCAAGAUUGGACGAACGUGGCUGAAUAAACACAAUCAAAACACA
Molecule: messenger RNA, 1349 nt
Organism: Pocillopora damicornis (cauliflower coral)
Lineage: Eukaryota; Metazoa; Cnidaria; Anthozoa; Scleractinia; Pocilloporidae
Biological process (GO): proton transmembrane transport
Cellular component (GO): proton-transporting V-type ATPase, V0 domain
Molecular function (GO): proton-transporting ATPase activity, rotational mechanism
Source: RefSeq, a predicted model, not a curated record